Paramecium sonneborni is the source of this 984-nucleotide messenger RNA. NCBI's taxonomy places the organism in Eukaryota, Ciliophora, Oligohymenophorea, Peniculida, Parameciidae. The record is from the annotation of a GenBank genome assembly.
AUUUAUUCGAUAUUAAAUGUCUACAAAAUGGCAAUAAAACAAUGUAGAUAAAUUUAUACAUAUAUAGGUACCAAUAAGAUUAAAUUUUAAUGAUGAUGAUGAUCCUUUUGAAGAAGAAAUAGGUAUUUUAAGUUCUUAAAUUAUAGAUAGACUGAGAUAGUAAAAAGAAAUGUAAUAAAAGUUAAAAUAAUAACAAGCGGCUAUUCUCGAUCAUAAUAAAAAGGUAUCUAACCUUAUGAAAUUAGGCGGAAUAAUUAAGAUAAUAAAUUGUGAAAGAUAUAUUGCCAAAACACAAAGGUUUAUAACUUGCAUAUGAUUAUGAUGGGACAUUUAUGUUGGCAAAAGAUCAUACAUAAGUAAGAAAUAAUUAAAGAGCACCUGAAAUUCAGUACUUAUUUUAAAAAUUAACAAUAGCAAAAUAACUUAAGUUGAUACAGUUUUUUAACCAUAGAAACCAGUUUAAUAAGCUGUUAUAGAAAAUGAUAAAGUAAAAAAAGAGUAACUUCGUUAAUCAAAGGCCAAAACUAAUCCACCUUAAAUAUUUGAGGCAUCAUUAACAAAACCAUUUGAUGGAUUCACUCCUAAUCAAGGAGUAAAAUUGAUUUAUCAAGAUUAAAAUUAAGAAGUUAUAAAACAAUAAGAUAUGUAAAAUUGGGGAGAUGGAUAAAGAAUGACAAAAAAGUAAUUUGAAGCUCUUAAGAGUGAAGGUUUUAAAUCAACAACAUAUUCAAUGAAAUAAUAAAUGCUUCAAAAAAUUAAUUCAGAUAUUGUUGAAAUACAGGAGCCUAAGAAUACUCCAAAUUUAGUAGAAUCCUUUAAUUAACUUAAUGAGUUAAAGAUUUCCUAGUCCUAUACCAACUUUAAGUAACCUCCAACUUAAUAAAAUAUAUAGAAAAUACCUUAAACAGCAUAAAAUAGAAAAUAAGGAAGUAAAAUUAAUGUUGUUGAUAAAAAUUUACUUGAUCAAUUACUUUCUUGAUUUAC